Molecule: messenger RNA, 492 nt
Organism: Pieris rapae (cabbage white)
Lineage: Eukaryota; Metazoa; Arthropoda; Insecta; Lepidoptera; Pieridae
Product: allergen Tha p 1-like
Exons: 3
Coding region: 80-451 (123 amino acids)
Source: RefSeq, a predicted model, not a curated record
CUUGUUAGGGAUAAGUAUUUUGUGCAUUGCAGUGAAAGGGAUUGGAAUAAAUUUUAAUUUGUAAAGAAAAAAUCUAAGAAUGAAAUACAUAAUUCUACUAUGUUUCCUGGCCUGUGUUUGUGCCCGACCCGAGACAUAUACCAACAAAUACGAUGGCAUUGAUUUACGAGACAUUUUGAGUAACAGAAGAUUACUGGUUCCUUACAUACUUUGCACUUUGGAACAAGGAAAGUGCUCACCGGAAGGCAAAGAACUACGGUCUCACAUCAAGGAUGCCUUGGAGAAUGAUUGCGCUAAAUGUACUGAACCUCAGAAGGAAGGCACUCAACUUGUAAUCACACAUCUCGUCCAACACGAAGACGAUUUUUGGAAGCAAUUGGUUGCCAAGUACGAUCCUAGCAGGAAGUAUGUGGCGAAAUAUGAGAAACAAUUGAAGUCUAUUAAAUCCUGAGUUUAAGUUUGUAUAAACGAAAUAAACUGUGUGUUUUAUUA